Molecule: messenger RNA, 2028 nt
Organism: Brassica napus (rape)
Lineage: Eukaryota; Viridiplantae; Streptophyta; Magnoliopsida; Brassicales; Brassicaceae
Product: vacuolar cation/proton exchanger 2
Exons: 12
Coding region: 508-1791 (427 amino acids)
Biological process (GO): intracellular calcium ion homeostasis; calcium ion transmembrane transport
Cellular component (GO): plant-type vacuole membrane
Molecular function (GO): calcium:proton antiporter activity
Source: RefSeq, a predicted model, not a curated record
GGACAAAACACUAAACGGCGCCGUUACAUGUGUCUUCUUCUUCAGUAAAAAAAACUUGUGUUCUUCAAACUGCUGAAAGGUUUCAACUUUGAACAUAAGAACGAAACUUCCUCGCUCGUUCUCCUCUACUAGCAUCAUCUGAGAUCCAAAGGAUUUGAUUCUGCACCGACGUCCAUAUCACGGAAUCACGUUCAUGAACUUUUAUUAUUAUUCUAUCAAAUUCAAAUCACACUCGACCUUUCCUUCGUCUCUAGCAGAUCAGAGGAAGAAGAUAGAAACUUCAAAGUCGUUGUUGCUCUGAUUUGGUUUCUGCAACUUGCUCGAUUCUUCUUCUCUGACUGACCCUUGUCUGACUUCGAGGUUGCAUUAGCCUUGGUCCAUGUUUUGGUAGCACGAGAGGGUAUGAGUCAUUGUAAAGUGCCGGCUCUAAUCGAAGCACAAGAUCAUUCUUAUCUCUUGUCUGAGUUUAAUGUGGGAGGGUAAUGAUAAGAUGCUCUACUGUAACAGAUGGGGUCGGUUAAUGAACUUGAGCACAAGAGUCUAUUUAGAAAAGAAGAAGAAGAUGCCACGCAAGCUAAAGCAGCUUCUUUGAUGGAGCAAGGAUCACUUUCUCUGAGUUUCCCUGAACACGCAACCAAAUCGCCAAAGAACAGUGUUCUCAGGAGCAUUAAGAUCGUGAUUUUUUCUAACAAACUCAAUAUGUUGUUACCUUUCGGUCCUCUAGCAAUACUGGUCCACUACAUGAUAGAUAGUAAGGGGUGGGUGUUCUUGCUGAGCUUAAUAGGUAUUACACCGUUGGCUGAACGUCUAGGAUAUGCUACAGAGCAACUAGCUUUUUACACUGGCCCUACUGUUGGAGGACUCCUAAAUGCUACAUUCGGGAAUGUGACGGAACUGAUCAUAUCGAUCUUCGCUUUGAAAAAUGGAAUGAUACGUGUUGUUCAGCUGACUUUGCUAGGAUCCAUUCUUUCUAACAUGUUGCUUGUGCUAGGCUGUGCUUUCUUCUGCGGUGGUCUAGUGUUUUACCAGAAAGACCAAGUCUUUGACAAAGGAAUUGCAGUUGUGAACUCAGGAUUGCUUUUGAUGGCUGUAAUGGGGAUACUCUUCCCGGCUGUUCUUCACUACACUCACAGCGAGGUUCACGCCGGAUCAUCAGAGAUGGCCCUGUCAAGGUUCAGCAGCUGCAUAAUGCUUAUAGCAUAUGCCGCUUACCUCUUCUUCCAGUUAAAGAGCCAGUCCAAUUCUUAUAGCCCUCUUGAAGAGGAAACAAAUGAGAACGAAGAAACUUGUGGUGAAGAUGAAGAUCCUGAGAUCUCCAAGUGGGAAGCUAUCAUUUGGCUCUCGAUAUUGACUGCUUGGGUCUCCCUUCUCUCUGGCUAUCUUGUUGAUGCCAUUGAGGGUGCCUCGGUCUCUUGGAACAUACCAAUAGCUUUUAUCAGUGUCAUAUUGCUUCCUAUUGUUGGGAAUGCAGCUGAGCAUGCAGGCGCUAUCAUGUUUGCCAUGAAAGAUAAACUGGAUCUUUCCUUGGGAGUGGCUAUUGGUUCCUCUAUACAGAUCUCCAUGUUUGUGGUCCCGUUCUGUGUGGUGAUUGGAUGGAUGAUGGGUGAACAGAUGGACCUGAACUUCCAGCUUUUUGAGACAGCGAUGCUGUUCAUCACAGUUAUAGUAGUAGCGUUUUUUCUCCAGGAAGGGACAUCGAAUUACUUCAAAGGGUUGAUGCUCAUUCUUUGUUAUUUGAUAGUAGCUGCCAGUUUCUUUGUACACGAAGAUCCUCAUGAAGAUGCUCUAUAAAUCUCGUGGAAGAGAGUCUGGUGUGAGCUAAGGUAAAAGUUAUAUCUGUAAAAGAGUUCAUACGGAAGAUCAGUGUACAUUAGAGCAUCUCCAAAAAAGGAACUCUAUAUUUGAAGUUUAAAGGUGUUCUUCUCCAAAAGCAAAACUUCAAACUUAGCUUCAAAACUAUUUGUAUUUUAUAAUAUGGUCCUUAUAUUUGUCAUAACUAAUUUAAAUUCAUAAAACUUUUGUAAAUAA